This is a messenger RNA of Cordyceps militaris CM01, 2457 nucleotides long. RefSeq lists its product as uncharacterized. The transcript is spliced from 9 exons. Gene Ontology annotation, biological process: regulation of DNA-templated transcription. The coding region runs from base 1 to 2457 and encodes 818 amino acids. Gene Ontology annotation, molecular function: zinc ion binding; DNA-binding transcription factor activity, RNA polymerase II-specific. NCBI's taxonomy places the organism in Eukaryota, Fungi, Ascomycota, Sordariomycetes, Hypocreales, Cordycipitaceae. The record is from RefSeq and is a predicted model, not a curated record.
AUGGCUGCCCCGUCCGCAUGGCCAAAGCCGGGACAAGCAAGGGAGAGAAUCAGAGUCCAUCACGGCCCAGCUGUUAUCCAGAAAAGAACCGACUUCAUUCUUCACCGGGUCCACUCUCCUUCUCUCACCGGGCUGUGCCUUUGUCCUCGGCCCACGGGGGCAGUCUCCACGACUGAUCCUAGAUCGACCCGCAUCUUCCUUGUCUGCUGGCUCUUCGAAAAAGAAGCACGCUCGUUAUUUCGUUGUUUUCUCUGGUCCAUUUCGGGGUUGACUGCCUGGCAGCCAAUCAGACGACGUACGCAGCACCCUCUUGUCCAACCCACCAAGUCUCAUACGACCAAAAUGGAUCCGCCAAUCUCGUACAUCUGGUUCUCCGGUACCGACCGGGAACCCGACUGCUUCGCCCCAGUCCCAGUCCCAGUCCAACAGAUCGCCCCUCCCCCUCCCGGUGCUGUCGAGGAUAGUUUGCCCCAGUUGACAUUCAACUUCCCGUCCUGGUACGCUUUGCCGCCUAGUGAUCUCUCGGAAAUUGAACCACGAUCAAAGCGACCAAGAUUCUAUCCACCCUCCCCCCCUGCCUCGUCGUCUUCCCAGAUCGAGUCGUACAGUCACGACGUAUCGCAGCUAGUCUCGGAGAUAUCCGCGCCAACCUGUCCCGUUCACGGACACCAUGACUGGCUUUUCCAACCAAUGAACCUUGUCAACGUACCCAUGGAGACCCAUUUACAUCCUCUUUCGAGACGCGUCGCAGAGUUUGGAAGACUAAUUUGCUCGUGUGCGACACUGGAUCCCCACGACCCCGACGGUUAUGAGCGUCUUCUUGACGGCCAGGCUGGCUCUAACGCAGAUCAACAGUAUGUGGCCGAAAAAUCGUCUCUGGCGCUUGCAACUGAUGUCCGUUGGUUUCCCACGUAUCAUGCGUGGGAGACUGCUGCUGGCAGAUAUUCCAAUCAGAAUGUCUUAAGACCACAUGAAUUCAACGGACAACAGCCGUUUGGACCGGAGCCUCUUAUGAACGCGUCAUGCUCGCCCCCGGAGCAGUACCCGUUUACUUUGGAGCCUGCCAACCCAACUAUUCCCAUUUCUGCCUUUACCAUUGCUCGAGCGCAAACCCAGCCUGAAGCCUCGGACGCGCAAUGGGCCGGGCCACGUCCAGGGAAGCGCGGACCUUUUCGAGAUCCAUGUCUUCGUCAAGAAACCGCCUACACGAGGAAGAUUGGGUGCUGUAUACGAUGCAGAAUGCAGCGAAUACGUUGUGAUAAAAACCCUGACGACCCAGAUGGCACCUGUCUCACCUGUAAAAAGGUGGCUUUUGCAAAAACGGGCCAGCUUCCCUGUCUGAGGUAUAAAAUUGCUGAUAUAGCAUUGUACAAGUCCGGCCAGGUGCCAGGGUUUGAGUGGACCAGACGUUGGUCGAAUGAACUCUCGGACCCGAUUGAUACCUGGGCCUCUACGGAAAUCAGGACCAUUCGCAUCUCGGAAGGGUACUCUGCCAGCGUCGUCGAGUUGCAGGUUCGCCAGUUUGUCCCGUUGGAAGGCGACAAGUUGGACAGGACCUGGGACUACAAGGGAGAGAAGAAGUCUGUCCGCAUACCACCGUUUGCCCUCGUCGACACUCAAAAGGCUAGAAAAGCCUUUGCAAAGCACAUUGAUGCCAGCAUCAACGAGACGCUCAAGAAGAUUACGAAGUCGAUCAAAGGCUCGUCGGUGAGCGUGAUGCAGAGGACCUAUCUCGAAGCCUUUCGUCUUGCGCAACGGACUGACAUUGCACCCGAGGUGUCGAAUAUUCUGCAGACUACGUUUCGGCUGUGGACAUCGACGAGGCUCAACACAAUCUCGUGCUUUAUUGUCGGAGACGACACACUGGACAUGCCGGCUGACAUACUCGACGAGACCAGCCCGACGCCGGGCAAAGUUCCCGUCCCCCCCGUCAUGGGCGCGCAGCUCAACUUGAUCAUGAUUCACCAGAUACAGGCAAAACUGCGAAAGUCGGUACUGGACCAGCUGCAAAAGAUUGUGCAAAAGAACAAGCAGAGCACCUGGCUCGUCACGUACUAUGUGGAUUUUAUCCUGCUGCACAAUGCAUCCAUGAUUAUUGCUCACGAUGAAGGGUAUGCAAGGAAGCAUGGAAUCAAGCGACGCUUCGCCCGCGAAGACAAGGUUACCGAGUACCACGUCGGCGCAAACAUUGUUCUCGCAUACUUUCACUACUGCAACAAGGGCAUGUAUCCAUUUACAGACGAGUGCAGCGAUGUAGAAUUGAGAAGCCUGGCCGAGCUGAGCGAGCAAGAAAUCGGCAUUGUUCGUGGCAUGGCGGCAUAUGCAAAAUUGCGAGCUAAUGUUGACAAAGAGGCGGAAUGGGAGCGACUGAGAGAGUCUCGCGAAUACGACCAUCCUGAGUACUACAUUUGCCAGAUGUUUGAGCAGAACUGGAAACCUCGCACCAUGAUUGUUUAG